Molecule: messenger RNA, 1632 nt
Organism: Poecilia latipinna (sailfin molly)
Lineage: Eukaryota; Metazoa; Chordata; Actinopteri; Cyprinodontiformes; Poeciliidae
Gene: fbp2
Product: fructose-1,6-bisphosphatase 2
Exons: 9
Coding region: 356-1369 (337 amino acids)
Biological process (GO): fructose metabolic process; fructose 6-phosphate metabolic process; gluconeogenesis
Cellular component (GO): cytoplasm; cytosol
Molecular function (GO): fructose 1,6-bisphosphate 1-phosphatase activity
Source: RefSeq, a predicted model, not a curated record
CGGUUCUACUGCGGUUCCUUUCGGAUGUCUUGGAGCUGAGCAGCCGACACCCGACACCGCCGGGCCCAGUCGGCUCAGCUCACAAAUAGAUCCGCCGGCCCGGAAUGAGAACCACGCAGCACCAGACCAGGCGGUCCAGUCGCAGCCCGUCCUGCCAGGGCUCCGUCCGGACCUGCUGUCUGCAAGGAAGACCGCCGGAUCAGAACCCAGCACCGGUCCAGAACCCAGAGCCGGUCCAGAACCCAGAGCCGGUCCAGAACCCAGAGCCGGACCAGAACCCAGAGCCGGAUCAGAACCCAGCACCGGUCCAGAACCCAGCACCUGUCCAGAACCCAGAGCCGGUCCAGAACCCAGCAUGUCGGACCAGUCUGCCUUUGACACGGACGUCUGGACCCUGACCCGGUUCAUCAUCGAGACGGGCCGGCAGGCGAAAGGAGCCACCGGGGAGCUGACCCAGCUGCUCACCGCCAUGCUGACCGCCAUCAAAGCCAUUUCCUCCGCGGUGCGGAAGGCCGGCCUCGCCCACCUGCAGGGCUUGGCCGGCUCCGUGAACGUGACGGGUGACGACGUGAAGAAGCUGGACGUCCUGUCCAACGACCUGGUCAUCAACAUGCUGCAGGCGUCCUACAGCACCUGCUGCAUGGUGUCCGAGGAGAACAAGGAGCUCAUCGUCACCCCCAAGGACAAACGGGGGAAGUACGUGGUCUGCUUUGACCCUCUGGACGGCUCCAGUAACAUCGACUGCCUGGCCUCCAUUGGCACCAUAUUCGCCAUCUACAAAAGGACGUCAGAAGGCGAGCCCACAGAGCAGGACGCCCUGCAGCAGGGGAACAGCAUCGUGUGCGCCGGCUACGCGCUCUAUGGCAGCGCCACGCUCGUCGCCCUCAGCACCGGCGCCGGCCUCAACUUCUUCAUGCUCGACCCAGCCAUCGGUGAGUUCAUCCUGAUUGAGAGGAACGUGCGGAUCAAGCAGAAGGGAAAGAUCUACAGUCUGAAUGAAGGAUACGAAAAAUACUUCCACCCCUCCAUCAACGAAUACCUCAAACACAAGAAACACCCCGAGGAUGGAGGCUCCCCCUAUGGGGCCCGUUACGUGGGAUCCAUGGUGUCAGACGUUCACCGCACCAUCGCCUACGGAGGGAUCUUCAUGUAUCCUGCAAACGAGAAGAGCCCCAAAGGAAAGCUGCGGCUGCUGUAUGAAUGCAACCCCAUCGCCUUCCUCAUGGAGCAGGCGGGCGGCCUCGCCACCACCGGCACCCAGAGGAUUCUGGAUGUUCAGCCCGAAACGCUCCACCAGCGGGUUCCCUUCGUGGUCGGCUCGCCGGAUGACGUCAACGAAUACCUGUCGUUUGUCAAGAAGUUCUCAUAAAAGCUGCAGCCGAGCUGAAUGUGAUGGAUAUUAGGUUCUCCAUCGCCUGAUGUUUUGUUAUCACCUGAAAAAUGUUCAGUUCUGUGUCUGCCAGCAUUGAUAAGGUUUUGAAUAUAUCCACACAGAAGCACAUGUUAAGUUAAGGUAAUGACUUCACAGUGCAGCUUUGUUAGGUGCAUAAAAACAGUUGAAUUCUUGAAAACUUUACAGAAAUUCAAUGUAAAUUCAAUUUUCAACAAUUUAUUAAAUCACUGCCAGAAGCU